Messenger RNA from Ordospora colligata OC4, 951 nucleotides. RefSeq lists its product as uncharacterized. The record is from RefSeq and is a predicted model, not a curated record. The coding region runs from base 1 to 951 and encodes 316 amino acids. Lineage: Eukaryota; Fungi; Microsporidia; Ordosporidae. The transcript has a single exon.
AUGAAUUUAAACGCACCAGAUUUUGAAAUCAGUCAUGAUGAAAUGCAACAGAUGUUGAAAGAGUUAUUGGAUUAUGCGUUAGAAAAAUUAAAUGGCAAUACGCCUAAAGAAAAAUUGUCGGAUGAAUUGUUUAACAGAUUUAAAUCUAGAGAUGUGCAAUUUAAUGAAAUGUUAGGAAAGCUGCAGAAAGGAAUGCCUAACAAUGAGUUGUUAAAGGCUUUAGAAUAUGAAUUGAAGAAUAUGAGUUCUAGUAAGGAAGUAUUGAGAUAUGGACUGCCUAAGGAUGAAUUGCUAGAGCAUUUGAAUACCAAAGAAGAAUUUAGUUAUGAUGAUUUGAUUGAAGUGCUGAAUGAAUUGAAGACAAUAGAAUCUGGAAGGAAAUUACUCAAUGAAAUUCUGGAUGAGUUGAAGUAUAUAGAAGAUGCAAAAAUAUGGAUUAACUCAUUGUUAGAUAGAUUGAUAAAUAGAGAGUCAAGUGAUAGUUUUUUAAUUGAAUUAAUGAAGUUGAAAGCUAGAAAAGAUCUAUUUGAUGAGUUAAAGAAUGAUGUGAGUUAUGGAAACGAAUUGCUGAAUAGAGUGUUGAAUUUGAACGAGUCGUUGGGGAACACUGUAUCUAGAAAUACAUUUGUAUCUAAAUUGACGAGUCAAAUUAAAUUGAGAAAGGAGCUAUUGAAUGAAUUGCUAGAUACACUGGAGAAUAUGAGAUCUAAAGAUAUAGAAUUUAUGAAGGAAUUAUUAAACAAUCAGAAAUCUAAAAAAGAAAUAUCGAAUAAACUGAGGAAUAAAUUGUUAGAGGAGUUGAAUAAUGGAUUAGGCAAUGCUGAAUCUAUACAAACUUUGUUAAAUAGAUUGAACAAAGAGAAGUAUGAUGAAUUAUCAAACAUAAUCAAUGUUAUCAAUAUAAAAGACAAUGAAUUCACUAAUGAUACGAUUAAGAAUAUAGAAAAGUAG